CCUGUACUUCAAAGCUUCGUGAAUCCUCCAGGACGACAGCCUAUAUAUAGGCGUGCGAUAUCUUCAUCCUUUUCAUUUUCUAGCCAUUCGUGGGUUUACCGCCUCAUCGUCCCUUCCACCAUAUAUACUGCCCCGUGCACGCGAUCUCCGCAAGCCUCCGAAUUCCCGAGUGACGAACGCAUCGCAUCCUUGAGCGCUACAAUCAACCUCGAGCUGCUCUAGUUUCAGUCCUCGACGUAUUAUUUUCGAUCCUUAUAUUACUGCGCACUUUUACAUAGUUUCAAAAAACAGCAAAAUGCCUACAAUGUGGUUGUCCGAUAAUCAGAAGAUCGGAGUCAUCUUCUGCUCAGCCGGAGGCUUGUUCCUCUUCGGCGGAGUCCUAAUGUUCUUUGAUCGCUCACUCCUGGCAAUGGGAAACAUCCUCUUCCUCAUCGGCCUCACCCUAAUAAUCGGCCUCGAAAAGACCUUCGCCUUCUUCUCCCGUCGCCAAAAGCUCAAGGGCACCGCUGCCUUCGCCGCUGGAAUUCUACUCAUUCUCCUCCGCUGGCCGCUAACCGGGUUCAUAAUCGAGUUAUACGGUCUCUUCAUCCUCUUCGGCGACUUCCUGAUCACAAUUGGCCAGUUCGCGGGGAAUAUCCCCGUCGUGGGACCGUUUAUUCAAAAGGUUCUGGAGACGCUGGCGGGUGGAAGAAGGAAUGCGGAGUUGCCUGUAUAGGCAGGGGACUCACAGUUCGAUUCUCCGUUGAGGGUAUAGGCGUGGAUGGGUGAGUGAGUGAAGGGAACGACUUUGAUAACGAUGACGAUGAUGGAGGAUCUUGUCAUGUUCAUGUGUAUGAAUAGUUAUGUGGCACUAGGGUCUUCUUUUUUUCUUGUUACGAAUAUUUGCAUGAUGGGAUGGGUAUGGGAUGGUAUGGUGUGGUGUGGACUACUAUCGUUUGUUGGUCUAGGCCCAUGUCUACAGCUACUGUCUGGAUGAGCGGGAUGGUGGUGUUGUUCGCUUUUAUAUUAUGGGUAUUAUUAUGUACUAGAGACUUUUAAUUGUUAAUAUAUCUUUCCGACGAGGAGAGUACCUGGG
This is a messenger RNA of Aspergillus welwitschiae, 1075 nucleotides long. Its product is annotated as Got1 family protein. Gene Ontology annotation, cellular component: COPII-coated ER to Golgi transport vesicle; endoplasmic reticulum; Golgi membrane. The transcript is spliced from 5 exons. NCBI's taxonomy places the organism in Eukaryota, Fungi, Ascomycota, Eurotiomycetes, Eurotiales, Aspergillaceae. The coding region runs from base 296 to 715 and encodes 139 amino acids. The record is from RefSeq and is a predicted model, not a curated record. Gene Ontology annotation, biological process: retrograde transport, endosome to Golgi; endoplasmic reticulum to Golgi vesicle-mediated transport.